Messenger RNA from Priceomyces carsonii, 852 nucleotides. RefSeq names its product prohibitin subunit. The record is from RefSeq and is a predicted model, not a curated record. The transcript has a single exon. Gene Ontology annotation, cellular component: mitochondrion; membrane. Lineage: Eukaryota; Fungi; Ascomycota; Pichiomycetes; Serinales; Debaryomycetaceae. Bases 1 to 852 code for a protein of 283 amino acids. Gene Ontology annotation, biological process: mitochondrion organization.
AUGCCACAGAGAUUUACUGAUAUCAUUUCAAAGAUUGCCAUACCAUUAGGUGUUGCUUUCACUCUUGGCCAAUCCGCCAUAUACGAUGUUGAGGGAGGAAAAAGGGCAGUUAUUUUCGAUAGAUUGAAUGGUGUACAACAAAAGGUUGUAGGGGAAGGAACGCACUUUUUGAUUCCAUGGCUCCAAAAAGCAAUCAUAUAUGAUGUGAGGACAAGACCCAAGACAAUUGCGACCACCACAGGGUCUAAGGACUUGCAGAAUGUUUCACUCACUUUGAGAGUUUUACAUAGACCUGAAGUUUUGAAUUUACCAAGAAUUUAUCAAAGUUUAGGCUUGGAUUAUGAUGAAAGAGUUUUGCCUGCGAUAGGUAAUGAGAUUUUAAAAAGUAUUGUAGCUCAGUUUGAUGCAGCCGAACUUAUCACGCAAAGAGAAGUAGUGUCAGCAAGAAUUAGACAGGAGUUGUCCAGAAGAGCCAACGAGUUUAAUAUCAGGCUAGAAGAUGUUUCAAUUACACACAUGACCUUCGGUAAAGAGUUCACUAAGGCUGUUGAGCAGAAGCAAAUUGCUCAACAAGAUGCAGAAAGAGCAAAAUAUCUAGUUGAAAAGGCCGAACAAGAGAGAAAAGCGAAUGUUAUUAGAGCUGAAGGUGAAGCCGAGAGUGCAGAGACUGUUUCGAAGGCCUUAGCAAAAGCCGGUGAUGGUUUGUUGAUGAUCAGAAGACUUGAAGCUUCCAAAGAUAUUGCCAGCACUUUAGCAUCAUCGCCCAACGUUUCUUAUUUGCCGAGCGGUGGUAAAGGGGGAGAUGGCGACGGAGGUUCAAAUAACUCCUUAUUACUAAGUGUUGGACGUUAG